This is a messenger RNA of Cladophialophora immunda, 600 nucleotides long. RefSeq lists its product as uncharacterized. The record is from RefSeq and is a predicted model, not a curated record. The coding region runs from base 1 to 600 and encodes 199 amino acids. NCBI's taxonomy places the organism in Eukaryota, Fungi, Ascomycota, Eurotiomycetes, Chaetothyriales, Herpotrichiellaceae. The transcript has a single exon.
AUGGAUACUAUCCAACUCGCUGACUUUGGCUCCGUUGGAGGCAAAGUUUUAAGCCCUGAUACACUGGCGCACGUUGUCCUACGCACAAACAAUCUCAGGGGCAUGACCGAGUUCUAUCUAAACUUUCUGGGAGGCACGGUCACGUACGGCAAUGAUAUCAUAUCCUUUAUAACAUACGACGACGAGCACCAUCGUAUCGCAAUUAUUAGAGUACCCGGUACGAAUUCCAAAGCCCCGACCAGCGCAGGACUAGAGCACAUCGCUUUUACCUUUCCUACAUUACCGGCGUUACUUCUCGCCUACCGACAACGAAAAGCCCUCGGCAUCUCUCCAUUCUGGUGCGUUAAUCAUGGCCCUACAACAUCUAUCUAUUACAAAGACCCCGACGGCAAUAAGAUCGAGACCCAAGUUGACAAUUUUGACAAUGUCGAAUCCGCCAUCGAUUUCAUGAACAGUAGCUACUUCGCCGAGAAUCCAGUUGGCACUGAUUUCGAUGCAGAAGAGCUAUUGGAAAUGAUCAAGGCGGGGGUGCCAGAGUCCGAAUUGAAGAAACGAGCUGAGAUAGGACCGAGAGAACUUCCUAGCUUGGAAGCUAUGUAG